Molecule: messenger RNA, 1890 nt
Organism: Talaromyces proteolyticus
Lineage: Eukaryota; Fungi; Ascomycota; Eurotiomycetes; Eurotiales; Trichocomaceae
Product: putative hemolytic phospholipase C precursor
Exons: 10
Coding region: 1-1890 (629 amino acids)
Molecular function (GO): hydrolase activity, acting on ester bonds
Source: RefSeq, a predicted model, not a curated record
AUGCUCAAGUCCAUUGCAUUGCUGGCUCUUGCCGGCGCUGCUAGUGCGGCAUCUCUCAAGGAUGUCAAGCAUGUCAUCAUGUUGAUGAUGGAAAACCGUUCAUUUCAGCACUACUUCGGUACUAUGUCUGGUGUCCGUGGCUUUGCCGAUCCGAAUGUACAGAUCAACCCCGAUGGUCGAUCUGUUUGGUACCAGAAUGUUACUGGUCUUUCAAAUGAGACUGAUUGGCUUCUUCCCUACUGGUUGAACUAUCUCGGUGGAGAGGAGAACUAUAACAAGAGCCAGUGCCUUUGUGCCGGUCCUAACAACUGGAUCCCGACUCAUCAGGCCCUGAAUGGUGGCCUUAAUAACAUGUGGGCUCAAGUCUCAACCCCGCAAUCCUGGGGCUACUUCAAACGCCCGGAUAUCCCGUACCAUUUUGCUCUUGCGGAUGCAUACACUGUUGGAGAUGCUUAUCCUGCCAGUAUUACUUCCAACACUGAUCCCAAUAGAUGGUUCUGGCAGUCUGGAUCCAUCAACGUGCCUGGAGGGUACCAGGAACUUGGUGCUGGUGGUGUUGUCUUAGAUGAUAACCAGAGCAACACAUGCGAAGGCACUGACCUAAACUGUGUCCCACUCAAGUGGCCCGCCUAUGCUCAGUAUCUUGAUGAAGCCGGUGUCGAUUGGCGUUCUUUCCAAAACUCUUAUGACUGGGCUACCAACAACGGUCUUUUCUACUUUGAGGCCUUCCAACAAGCUGCGCAGAACUCUAGCUUGUAUCAGCGAGGUCUGGUUUUCGACGGGGAUAACAGUUUGGACGCUUUCAAAAGCUCUGCUGCUAAUGGUGCCCUUCCCACGGUCAGCUGGGUCUUCCCACCUGGUUCCUUGCAAGAACACUCUCCCCACGCACCUAACGAUGGUGCGUGGUUCAUCAACCAGGUAGUGGAUGCCGCCAUUCAUGGUAAAAACUAUGAUGGUACUGUAAUCCUACUCAACUAUGACGAGGCCGGUGGCUGGGGCGAUGCCGUUUCGCCUCUGAUCUCUCCCAAUGGAACCAAGGGAGAAUGGUUUGAGGAUCCAUAUGGAGAGUUAGGUUAUACCUUCUCUGGCCCUGGCAUCCGUAUCCCCCUGAUGAUUAUCUCUCCAUUUACCCGUGGUGGUCAUGUUUUUACAGAACGUGGAGAUCAUUCCUCGAUCAUCCAGUUUCUCGAACAAUUUCUCAUAGCCAAGGGAUAUAAUAACAUUACUACGCCUCAGCUGUCCAGCUGGAGACGUGAACACAUGUCUAAUCUCCUCAACGCAUUCGAUUUCGAGAACCCCGACUAUAGCAUCCCCGUCCUUCCCACUCCAAACACCCCCAUGGCAAACUCUAAUGGUCAACUCAUCGGCCUUUACACCGGCCUCUGCUCCAAGGAAUGGACUGGCUCUUGUUCGGGAAGUGAGUAUGUUUCAGGCGUCCCUUACGGCAACCAGACCGAGGAAGAAGCGCUCUACUUUGAAGACGGUUUCAAGGGUGUACGUGGAUACUUGACCGAGGGACGAUACCUUGUCUUCGAAGUCAAUGGCUAUGCCCUGACCAACACCGGACAUAACAACAGAUGGCUGACGGCGACCCGGGCUUCUUCCUCCCAUAACGAUAUCCACCAGCGCUGGGUUCUUCAUGCCCUUCAGGCAGAAGGAACUACUUUCAGGGUCACUAGUGCCGUUGACAGCAGAUAUAUUACCCCAGGUUCCACCCUCUCGACUUCAUUGAAGGGCGCAGAAGUCUAUAACAUCACCUACCUCGGGGACAGCAAAUAUGCUAUACAGCUGGAAAAUGGUCACUAUUUGAGCAUUAACAUUCAUGGAGGGGUUACGACUUCAAGAACCCCAGUUGGAUUCAAUAUUUACAGUGUCACCUACCAUAAUUAA